CCUCAGUACCACUGCCGAGCUACCGCUAUGAGCACUACCGAACCGCCCACCACCAAACGCACACAGGCCAAACGAGCCUCUCGCGCCGAACCAGUGGAGGACCUCAUAUCGAAGUUUUAUGCGACUGUUGACAAGGUCACGUGUCAGAAGGACCUCAAAACCCAUGAGCGCACGAAAGUCGAAAAGGCAUUUGCAGUCCUUAACGAACAACAAGAUACCGCGCCAGCAUACCAAAAGAAGAGGGACUAUGUCAGGUACUUGAGGGAACUAUACGAUGCGGGCGACCUUAAGCUGGUCAUGCUCUGUGUUUUGGCUCUGGGUAGCUACCGUAUGAGCCAGCUAGGCCUGGAAGUCCGAACUGGGUUUCGGAAGGAAGUCGAUCUCCACAGAGACAAGUGGGACACUCCGCUUAUCCAGUCGCUUGCGCAAAAUUGCUGCGCAGUAGGUCUUAUCACCGCCACAAAAACCUGCAGGCUAGCAGAAACUGUCAGAACACAUACGGCAACAGCCCAGCUACAUGAUAAGUUCAGCAUAGUACAUGAAGCUCAAAUCGACACGCUGGAAAGUAUUAUUGGACGCUUCCUCUUCACCAGCGUGAGAUUGAGUUACAAGAGACGUGGAGAAGAACUGCAGGCAAGAGCUACGGGAGCUGCAGGUUUGCAUCUUCCUAAUCGAGAAUAUGAGGACGUCACGGUGAUGGUCUGGGUGCUUCCGUCGGUUGGUGGAUGCAUACUUGAGGUCAACGAGUUCUCUGUAGAGGCUUUGAGAGGCUUGCUAGGUGACUAUCUCUUUGAGGCUAUGGAAGCCAGCAAAUGCAGGAAGGCCGAAGAGAUGUCGCGGGGUUGUUGCCUGCCCCACCAUUGCAUAUUUAGUUCGUCACGUGCAUGUGAGCUUACCAAAUUAUAA
Molecule: messenger RNA, 906 nt
Organism: Trematosphaeria pertusa
Lineage: Eukaryota; Fungi; Ascomycota; Dothideomycetes; Pleosporales; Trematosphaeriaceae
Exons: 1
Coding region: 28-906 (292 amino acids)
Source: RefSeq, a predicted model, not a curated record